AUGGAGAAAGAGAUUGCCUCUCCCAUUGCAAUGAAUUGCUUUACCUUUCACCUGUCUGAUUACACAAACUCUCAGUUUGCUCCUUUGCGAAUGAUUUUGAAGCCAAGUAAGAUGGACGACGCGAAGGAAGAUUGUGUCAGAUUGCUAGCCCACCACGGUGGCUUGACUAUUCUCCAUGGAGAUGUUUGCAAUGCUUUCAUUACUGCCAAAUGUCUAGAGGAGAUACAUUCUACUGCUUGCCCUGAGUUUGGAGAGUGUGAAAGCGCUGUUGUUACUAUCAACAAGGCCCUUUAUGGCCUAAGGUCUAGCUCAAGGGUCUACAGGGAAACUUUUGCUCCGUUUAUGUUUACAAUUGGUUUUGAACCUACUCGGUACGACCGUGAUGUCUGGAUGAGACUAGGUGAAGGCAAAUCUGGGUACAAUUAUCUUUGCACUCAUGUAAACAACUUCAAAAAUGUAUCCAAGGAUCCUCAACGGUGGGUCAAUGCUAUUGUGGGUGCCUUUCAAUUGAAAUGCUCCGGUGCGCCUGACUACCAUCUUGGACCAGCUUCUCAUCCUGAAACAGAUGCUUCAGAUUUCCUCCACAAUGCCGGAAAAUGCCAAUAUCAGAUGUUGGUGGGCAUGGUCCAGUGGGCCAUCACAAUUAGACAUAUGGACAUUGCUUAUGGACGUUUCCCCAGCAAGCAACUUCCUGUCUGCUCUGAUCCCCUUGAAAUCCAUCCUACUCUACUUGACAAGAAGGGUGAUUUUAUCCCCAAUUUCCUAAAGGAAUAUCCGGAUGCCAAAGAAGAUCGAGACCCAAAGGAACCAAAAGCUUCCAGGAAAUCAGUACAAACAAGUGUGUUCUUUGACGCCAAUUUGGCCCACAAUUUGCAGACUUGUCACUCUAUCACUGGUCUGCUCGUGUAUGUCGGAAUAGAGGAGGACAUGUCCCUCAGGUACAUGUUACGGUCACUGGGCUUUCCCGUUGAGGAACCUACCAAUCUAAUUGAAGACAACCUUGGAGUGAUCCAAACCGCUAGCAUUCCUGAAGCGGAUCUCAAGAAGAAACAUGUUGUGAUUUCCUACCAUUGUGUCCGUGAGGCCGUUGCUGCACAAAUCGUCAAACCAAUUUGGUGUGAUACCAGCAAAAAUUGUGCUGAAACGUUGGGAGGCGUCAAAUUGAAUGCCAUUCUCAGUAGAACUAUGCUUUAG
Cylindrotheca closterium is the source of this 1194-nucleotide messenger RNA. NCBI's taxonomy places the organism in Eukaryota, Bacillariophyta, Bacillariophyceae, Bacillariales, Bacillariaceae. The record is from the annotation of a GenBank genome assembly.